AUGAUGAAAGUGAUUGGUACCAUCGCUGUAUAUCUGGUUUUGUUUUUUGGCAUCAGCGAAGAGUGUAAUAGCAAUAGAAAUGUAAACCAUUCCAUUAGGGGCAGAGCGUCUUAUGACAACAACCAUAACUGGGAAGUUCAUAUUGAAUAUUCAGCAAGAUUCAAGAGAAGUUCGGAGGUAAAAUCUAAAGACCGAAAGUUUCAUGUGGAGAUGGAGUAUGAUGGAAACAAUCAACACAAGACUCCACUCAAUCCAUGUGUAUUCAACCCGUAUGACUCAAAUGGAAAAGGUUAUAUAACGAAAAACGAUCUGGAGAAGAUUUUUGUAAAUUUGGAUGAUGGCGUCAACACACCUGAAAUUCUUCACAACUUGUUUGCAGAAUUGGACAUCGACGAAGACAACAUGGUAACAAAAGAGGAAUUCAACAUAAUGAAAGACGAUGUUAUAAGCGAAGAAAGCUGCAAGAGAAAGGAAAACAAAGAUGGAAGAGGUGCUGAAAAAAACAAAAACAUGACAAUUUCAAAUUAAUUGGUUUUUUUUCUACUGUACCCAUAUUUUGACUUUUGUUUAUUAUAUUUGUUUUGUUCUCGCAUCGUUGUAAAUAUAACGGGAUUGGAUGCGACUGUCAUAUAAGUGAGAGUUUUAGCGCUAUAAAACUAGGUUGCAUCGUUGUAAAUAUAACGGGAUUUGAUGCGACUGUCAUAUAAGUGAGAGUUUUAGCGCUAUAAAACUAGGUUCAAUCCACAAUCUUCUACAUUUGAAAAUGCCUAUACCAAGUCAGGAAUAUGGCAGUUGUUAUCUAUU
This is a messenger RNA of Mytilus trossulus (common blue mussel), 804 nucleotides long. RefSeq lists its product as uncharacterized. The transcript has 2 exons. Bases 1 to 528 code for a protein of 175 amino acids. Gene Ontology annotation, molecular function: calcium ion binding. NCBI's taxonomy places the organism in Eukaryota, Metazoa, Mollusca, Bivalvia, Mytilida, Mytilidae. The record is from RefSeq and is a predicted model, not a curated record.